GCAUCUUGUUGUUGCAGAUCACCCGUCGCCUCACCACAUUCGGCAUUCAGGCUGCAUUCCCCGCCGUUGCCAGGCCUGGGGACGCCGCACUGGUUUCGAUCCCGAGGCCGCCCAUUCGCCGGGAAUGAGGUCAUUUCUCUUGACGCUGUCCACUCUGACGGAUCGGAACCAUACCUUGCACCACCUGGCGCUCCAAAAGUACUUGCGCUGGCCCUGGCGUUGCGAGUUGCAGAGGUAUAGAUAGUUGCUGUGCAGCACCCCUUGGCAGCCAUGGCCAAACCUCGUGGGAAACAAGUCCCCCAAGCGGCCCCCAAGAGCAGCCAGCAAGACACGUCUCUCGACAAAGGCCGCCUCUCCAGCAACACCAUGCUCUUCGGCUUCCUAGCUAUCGCCGUGCUCGGCGCCGCCGUAUAUGUGAAUGCCUCGCCCAAGCUUGGGGUUGCCUUUGCUGGCACCCGCGCCUGCGACGAGUUGCCUGCACAGGCGCAGCGCAUCAAUCAGAAAGCCUUCAACGUGUUGCCUGCAGUGCUGCCAUUGACAGAAUCUAACGCAACCACGUUUUUCCACCCCCCAGGCACGGACACGGAGUCUUUAAAAGCCAGGCCAUUCCAUGUUUAUGAUGACGAGUUCCUCAAUGUCAUUGGAUCAAAUCCAAAACUGUCCCUCAUUGCGCACGAGGCGUCUGGCAACCCCAUCUUUCAUGAAGCGGUUGUCUGGUAUCCGCCCACCGAAGAAGUCUUUUUCGUGCAGAAUGCAGGAGCGCCUGCCGCCGGGACAGGUCUCAACAAGUCAAGCCUCAUCUACAAGAUCUCGCUCGCGCAGGCCGAAGCCGUCAUUGACAAGGUCAAUGCUUCGGGACUCGUUGAUGUUGUCGAGGCUCCGUCUAACCCAACUGUGGUUAAUCCCAAUGGAGGAACCAACUACAAGGGCCAGAUCCUCUUCGCUGCCGAGGGCCAGGGCGCAAACAUUCCGUCAGAGCUCGUUAUCAUGAACCCAGUCGAGCCUUACAAUACCACAGUUCUUCUCAACAACUAUUUUGGCCGACAGUUUAGCUCCUUGAACGACUUGGCAGUCAAUCCGAAGAAUAACGACGUCUACUUCACCGAUACCCUUUACGGUUAUCUGCAGAACUUCAGACCGCCUCCCGGUUUGCGAAAUCAGGUCUACCGGUACAAUGACGUCACAGGUGCCGUGACAGUUGUCGCUGACGGCUUUGUGCUGCCUAAUGGCGUGACCUUCUCCCCCGAUGGUACGAAAGCUUACGUUGCCGAUACUGGCGCCAACCAAGGUUUCUGGGGCUGGAACCAGUCCGAACCGUCAACUAUUUACUCUUAUGACGUGCUAGCUGAUGGAACUUGGGACAAUCGCAAAACAUUUUCAUAUAUCGACUCUGGCGUUCCUGACGGCGUUCACUGCGACACGAAUGGCAACGUUUACGCCGGUUGUGGCGAUGGUAUUCAUGUAUGGAAUCCGUCGGGCAAGUUGCUUGGCAAGAUCUAUUUAGGUGAGACGUCUGCCAACUUCAACUUUGCUGGCAAUGGCCGGAUGGUCAUCUGCGCAGAGACCAACUUGUACUUUGCCGAGUUUGCUGCUGUCGGUGGCACAUAUAUCUAUUGAUCACACUCCUCACACGUUGGUGGAAGAUCGCGCGAGGCGAAGCGGGAGGCAGCCACGUAUGAAGAAGUAGGAUACUCGGCAUUGAGGAGUUCUGCGGACGAGGAUGGCCCGGAGCUUAUGUGCCUGGGUACGCAAUUAGGCUACGCGUUCCAGGACCCGGUCAGAGCACCGCAGCCUCAUACCAAAGCUUCACUUGACCCAGCAUUCAGGUACACGGAACAAAAAUAAAAU
Molecule: messenger RNA, 1848 nt
Organism: Microdochium trichocladiopsis
Lineage: Eukaryota; Fungi; Ascomycota; Sordariomycetes; Xylariales; Microdochiaceae
Exons: 7
Coding region: 271-1617 (448 amino acids)
Source: RefSeq, a predicted model, not a curated record